Necator americanus (New World hookworm) is the source of this 480-nucleotide messenger RNA. RefSeq lists its product as uncharacterized. The transcript has 2 exons. The record is from RefSeq and is a predicted model, not a curated record. Lineage: Eukaryota; Metazoa; Nematoda; Chromadorea; Rhabditida; Ancylostomatidae. The coding region runs from base 1 to 480 and encodes 159 amino acids.
AUGGCGAUCUGUACUUAUAACGCACGUACGCUUGCAUCGGAAGCGGCCAUCGAAGAUCUGAUGAUGCAAGCCAAGAAGAUCAAGUACGAUGUCAUCGAACUGACCGACACGAGACGACGUCACCCUUUCAACGUCGUAUAUGAAACUGGAGAAGAACUGUUCUUAGGAACAUGCGACAGUAGAGCUUACGAUCCGAAUCGAACGUCUGCGGAUGAGAAGAUGUGUGGUCCAACAAAAGCUUUGACUAUCUUCGUCGCUUACGCUCCAACAUCAAGCUACGAAGAAGAAGAAGUCGAAGCUUUCUAUAUGGACCUAGAGAAGUUCUACCGAGAAGAUCAUGCCUUCUACAAGGUCAUAAUUGGCGAUUUCAACGCCAAAGUUGGCCCAAGAAGAACGCCGGAGGAACUUCACAUCGGGACCCGCGGCCUACAAUGGAAUGACCAGGGGGGAGAGGCUCUCCGAGUUCAUCAUGACGACUAA